Messenger RNA from Oncorhynchus mykiss (rainbow trout), 1731 nucleotides. Its product is annotated as transcription factor 12-like. Gene Ontology annotation, biological process: regulation of transcription by RNA polymerase II. The record is from RefSeq and is a predicted model, not a curated record. Gene Ontology annotation, molecular function: DNA-binding transcription factor activity, RNA polymerase II-specific; protein dimerization activity; RNA polymerase II cis-regulatory region sequence-specific DNA binding. Gene Ontology annotation, cellular component: chromatin; transcription regulator complex. NCBI's taxonomy places the organism in Eukaryota, Metazoa, Chordata, Actinopteri, Salmoniformes, Salmonidae.
AGAAGGAGGAGGAGGAGUGUAUGUUGACUACAGAGCAUAUGAACAGAGACUGGAGCUGUGGACUCACAGGUCUAUACUGAGACACUACUGACUACUGGAGUCGGUACUACAGGACUUCCAGACACACUACGGAAACUAUUGGAGUGUUGAACUGAAUCUGAAACGGAACAGAAUCAUGUACUGCACUUCCUAUCCUGUCUCUGCCGGGACCACCAGCAAUAACCUGAUGUAUUGCUACGUCAAAUCGGUUUACGAUCAAUCUCCAAGUCACCACGACCUCAACCCUGACUCCUCCUCACACCUCUCCUCCUGUGGCGAACAACAGGGCAUUAACAGUUCACCUGACAUGUGGAACUCCAAUGGAAUGAACCAGGCUGGCUAUGGAGCAAUGGGAGGGGCUUCAGCCCACCAAUCAGGAAGCUACAGUAACCUGCAACCGUCACACAAUCACCUGGUCUAUUCUCCCCAUUCAGUCUCGCCUGUAGAGGUGAACAGGGGUCUUCCUCCUAUGUCUACCUUCCACCGUAACAACCCUGCUUCAUCUCACUCCCUGUCAGCCAACAGCUCAGAGAACACAACAGGACACCCGUCUACAGGAUGGUCUCAGACCGGAGCAGCCCUGGGGAAAACACUGGCUUCUAUGUAUUCUCCUGACUACACUAGCAGCAGUGAAAACUCCUCCACACCAGAGAGGUCUCCAUCUCCACACACAGGGUCGGCAACGGGUCCCCCAGCUAACCAGGCCUCUCUCUCCUCCAGCUACCAGGCCUCCCCUAUAUCACUGUCUCAGUUGGAGAAUCGUCUAGACAGAUUGGAUGAUGUGAUCUAUGUGCUGCAUAACCAUGCGGCAGGACCCAUCCCCAGCCUGCCGUCUGACAUCCACAGCCUGUUGAACCAGGCUAACCAUGGACACAGAACCACCAUGGCACAUGACACAGCCAUGGUAGAGGCUGUCAAUCUGAACGACAACAACCACCACCCUGUGUUGCAGAGCCGUUCACAGAACAACCAAGGCCACUCCUUCCCAGCGGGUCUUCCUGCAGGACUUGGUGGCUUGGAGCUGAAGUUGGAGGGUCUGGAGAAAGAUGAGCAGUAUGAGCUACAUCACAGCCAUCACUACCAGGGUCACAGACACAGCCACAGCUCUGACAGCCACAGCCAGCGCUCCGACGAGGAGAGCGUGUCACACAAGACGCAAGGAGACAGCAGGACCAGCAGCAUCCAUGAGGAAGAGGACAACCUGAGUCCGGAGCAGAAGGCUGAGCGGGAGCGGGAGCGACGGAUGGCCAACAACGCCCGCGAGCGCCUUCGUGUCCGUGACAUCAACGAGUCAUUCAAAGAGCUGGGUCACAUGACCCAGCUGCACCUGAAGAGCGAGAAGCCCCAGACCAAGCUGCUUGUUUUACACCAGGCCGUGGCUGUGAUACUUAGUCUAGAACAACAAGUCAGAGAGCGUAACCUGAACCCUAAGACAGCCUGUCUGAGGAGGAAGGAGCAGGUGAAGAUGUCAGCUGGGUUAACAGAUGCCCAGGGCCUGCAGCAACACCAGGCAUCACCGCAUCCUGGACUAGACACUGCUAACCCCAUGGGACAUCAUGUCUAAACAUCUAAAACAGAUGAAGUGUGGAAAAGGAUCAUCCUGAGAUGGUGAAAGACCAUUCAAUGACAUUCAGUGUUAUCUCUGGGACCCAGUAGCGAAGAAACAGAAGGAUUUUCGUUGGGGGGGGGGGG